Nymphaea colorata (pocket water lily) is the source of this 1298-nucleotide messenger RNA. Its product is annotated as psbP domain-containing protein 1, chloroplastic. Bases 194 to 1042 code for a protein of 282 amino acids. NCBI's taxonomy places the organism in Eukaryota, Viridiplantae, Streptophyta, Magnoliopsida, Nymphaeales, Nymphaeaceae. Gene Ontology annotation, biological process: photosynthesis. Gene Ontology annotation, cellular component: photosystem II; extrinsic component of membrane; photosystem II oxygen evolving complex. Gene Ontology annotation, molecular function: calcium ion binding. The record is from RefSeq and is a predicted model, not a curated record. The transcript is spliced from 4 exons.
UAACGGAUUUUGGGUCCGCUCGGCCCGAUUCCCACCGAUGGCAGAAUCACGGUGGAUGACAUCCGACUGGUUGUCAACUGGGUGAGGGUGGGGGCGCCUCCUCUCUCACUCCCUCCCCUUGUGUCUUGAUUCUUAGCCAAAACCCAAAUGGUCGAGCUUCACAUUAUUUUAUUUGAUCUUGCUAUCUUCUUGGAUGAGCGCGUGGAGCCGUGGACUGAUACCGCCUCAGCAUUUGGGAAAAUUGCGCGGCUGGGUUGAGCAGAAAGAAAUGGCAUGUCAUUUCUUGAUGUCCUUACCUGUUGGUGUUCCAUCUUCCAAUUUUAAUAGAAGAGGUGUGACGGUUGUGCUCCAGGCAAAUGUUUCUGCUGUGUCAAGCAAAAAGCAGGGUGAUGCUGUUUCAGUAACACGCAGGAAUUUUAUUAGUAAGGUUUUUCUAGGUUAUGUUUGCUCAAAGCUGCGCCCAACGGAUAGUGCAUUUGCAGAGCAAAGAGAUGUAUUUAGGGAAUAUAUAGACACUUUUGAUGGUUACUCCUUGAAGUGCCCCUUGAACUGGAUUCAAGUUCGAGGUUCUGGAGCAGAUGUAUUCUUUCGGGACCCAUUUGUUCUUGAUGAAAAUCUUUCCUUGGAGAUAUCAUCUCCUUCUUCCUCAAGGUAUCAAAGUGUUGAGGAUUUAGGUCCUCCUCAAGCAGCUGGAGAGAAAGUAUUAAAGCAAUAUUUGACAGAAUUCAUGUCAACCAGACUUGGUGUGCGGCGUGAAUCAAGUAUUAUUUCCACAUCUUCCAAGGUUGCUGAUGAUGGGAAGCUUUAUUACAUAGUUGAAGUGAAUAUAAAAUCAUAUGCCAACAACAAUGAGCUGGCUAUCAUGCCACAGGACAGAGUCACCCGUCUUGAAUGGGAUAGGCGCUAUCUUUCAGUUCUUGGAGUUGAAAAUAAUCGUCUAUACGAGUUGAGGUUACAGAGCCCAGAGAAUGUCUUUGCAUCUGAAGAAAAUGUGCUGCGUGAUGUUAUGGAUUCAUUCAGAGUGUUCAAGUCAGCAGCUUAAAAGUUUUACGAAAUAUAUGAAAGCCGAAAGUAGACAUGCCAUCCCCUUUCUUUUGUCAAUAACCAAGAAAUUUUCUAUUAUUUGAUAAAAGUCAUUUUUUCUCCUCUCCAACCAAGAUUAGUGCUAUUUGGAAUGAGGGUUCUCAUGAUCUUUUGAUGUUACCUUUCUGGGCUGUUGACAAAAUUUUUCUGAGAAUUCUGGCUAUACGUUGUACAUUCUUUAUCCUUAAGCAGUAACUUCAUGUUACUAUUUGGUA